AACAACAGCAACAACAACAACAAAUAAACAACAUCGAGAAAGGCAAGAAAGUAGCACAAACAAAUCUGCAGCUGAAAUAUUGUACACACAGAGAAACAGAGACACGAACACAGACAAACAAAUUACAUUACAAAACGAAGGAGGCUGCAGCAACAUCAUCAUCAUCAUCAUCAUCAUCGUCAUCAACUUAAUUAUCAUCAACUAACCAGUAGACAACAACCCCAAACCGAACGAAAACCCACGCAGCAACAAAGCAAAGCAAAGCAAAGCGAAGUAAAGCGAAGCAACCCCAAAGAAGAAUAUUUGGCGCCAGUUGGACAACAAUUGCUGCUGCCUGAGCUUAAGCCACCAUGUGGCUUCUUGCUUCUGUGAUGAUCCAUUUGUUUCCGCUGCUUUUUCAUCUGCUACUCUUGAUGCCAGUUCAUGUGACAGCGCGUUUCUGUGAAGGUGGACACAUCUGCUCGUUGCCACGUGAAUGCUGCACCCAGGGCUGCUGUCCGCCGUAUCAAGGUGGACCGCGUCAAUUGCCCCCUCCGUCAGAGCACGUACUGAACUUAUUCUUCAUCAGCCACUGGUUCUUUUGGUGCGUUGUAGUUGCCAUCAUCCUAGCCAUUCUUUGUGCCUAUUCCUUGUGGAAAAAACGUCGCACACUUUGUGGCUGGGGCUUCAACGAUCAUCAUCACACACAAUCCGAGGGAGAUUCCGCGGGUUCCUGCUAUGCACCUCCGCAAUACAGUCGCUGCAAUUCAUUUCAUCAUCCGCCGCCGCCGUACACAGAGGUCACAUCAAAACCGGAUCUCUAUCCUCUGGUCUUCACCUGCAACAGCGACAAUAGCAAAGGCAACGCCGGCUCCAGCUAUCUGAUGGUGCAAUACUUUCGCAACUAUAUUGUGCGACCUGCGGGAUCCCUGAGUGCGGCCAGCACCGAGGAGUCCCUCAGCUCCAGCUUCAUAUGCAAUGCCAACGAGGCGAACACCUUGGUGCCACCUCCAUAUUCGCGUGCCGCCAGCCCCGAGCUGAGUCUGCAGUAUGCUGCCGGAGGUGGUGGCAUUUCACAUCCGGAGCCAGCGCGUAAUUCGCAGCUGGCGGCGCCGAUGUACGGCCUGCCGCGAUCCGCUUCGCAGCUGGUGGAGCUGGAGUAUCAGCCGAGGCAUCAUCAGGUGAUGCCGGCACAUUAUGCGACUGUGGCGCUGGGCGACAGUGUGGAUGGAACGCAUUAUAGCACGCGUUUCAAUGCGACACACGCCCUAAACAGUGGACACUUUUCACCAGAUGAUUCGUCAAUUGGCGGCGAGUCAGGGAAUCAAAUGCGUCAAUUGAGCGGAGUUGGAGUUGGGGUAGGAGUUGGAAGUGGAGGUGGAGGUGGAUUUCUGCAAUCGCGCAGCGAUCAACACUUUCGCUAUAUGGCCAACAGCAUCAACAGCCUUAGUGAGAUAUUUGUGAACAACAGUUGCGCCGCCGGCUUAGGUGGCACUGCGCCAACGGACGUUGGCGGCGAUCAGGUUGCAAGUGGCGCCGCCACACAGGCCACAUCAUUGUGCAGCCUGGCCUUGGCAGCCGGUUGCACGCCUGUCAUCUAUAGCAAUGGCUGUGUGCAGCCGAAUCCAUUGAAUAGCCUCGAGAACUGCUGCCAACUGAUGUCGAUGUCCGGAGUGGAGGCGGCGGGUGCCACAGUCACCGCACCGACAACCGCAAGCACAGUCUCGGUCUCAGGUGUGAGCAGCCUUUCGAACAUCGGCACACCUGGCUCACCUCCCCAGGCCACAAGUCCCACAGAUGAGGUGCGCGAAAUACUCGAUCAGAUCAGGCAUCUUCAGGCGGGCGUUAGUUAUGAGCAAUUGCUGCUUGCCAAUGGCGGUGGCCACAAGCCGCGUCUGCAGCACACACUCUCCACACCCAUGGCAAGACCCUCAACACUGCAACAGCAACAACAACAGCAGCAGCCACAACAACAACAACAUCAGCACUCCACUUCAGCGUCAGCGUCAGCUUCAGUUUCAGCUUCGGGAGCAACACCAAUGCCAAUGACCAUAACGAGUAGCAAAAGCAAAAGCAAAUUGAAUGUGUCAAAGCCGCCGAACAAAGCUCUGUACAUACCGAUGGCUGCGAUUGUGGCGCCCUCCUCAUCCGCCCAGCGCUGUGUGCUCAAGAGUCCCGUCGGCAAUGUGGCAAGCGGUGCCACCAGUUUCCUGGUCAAUCGUGGACGCGUGGUGCGCAAAGGUUGGAUCUCACGCUCGGCCCCAACAACACCGGCCAGCGGCUUGCCGCCGAAUCGCUUUGGCGAUGACAGCCCGUUGCUCAAUGAGCACGAUGAGGACGAGGCCAUCGAUGAGGCACAUGGAGAACAGUAUGAAUAAUGCGAAGAGACUCCAUAAUAAAUGACCUUAAAUACGAUAUUUAGUUUGUAGAACACUCGGUAAAUAGAUGGGCUUGUUUUUGAGGCCAAUUGAGUCCCCAAAGAUAAACGAAACGAGCUGCAUCAAGCAAGGCAGUAAAUUCAAAUUUUAGCUUGGAUUAAAACCAGCCAACGAAGCGGAUAUUUUUGGAUCGCUUAAAAAUUUGCUUUUUCGUUUGAAACUUGAUUUACUCCGAUAAUUUAAUUCUCAAAAAUUUGGUUUUAUUAUUUAUUAAAAAAUAAUCUUAUGAAAAUA
Drosophila sulfurigaster albostrigata is the source of this 2651-nucleotide messenger RNA. RefSeq lists its product as uncharacterized. The record is from RefSeq and is a predicted model, not a curated record. Gene Ontology annotation, cellular component: cytoplasmic vesicle membrane. Bases 351 to 2357 code for a protein of 668 amino acids. The transcript has 4 exons. NCBI's taxonomy places the organism in Eukaryota, Metazoa, Arthropoda, Insecta, Diptera, Drosophilidae.